Molecule: messenger RNA, 1301 nt
Organism: Cydia amplana
Lineage: Eukaryota; Metazoa; Arthropoda; Insecta; Lepidoptera; Tortricidae
Exons: 7
Coding region: 1-1293 (430 amino acids)
Biological process (GO): detection of chemical stimulus involved in sensory perception of smell; sensory perception of smell
Cellular component (GO): plasma membrane
Molecular function (GO): odorant binding; olfactory receptor activity
Source: RefSeq, a predicted model, not a curated record
AUGCCAGCAUCGAAUUUAAAAAGGGCUUAUUUUUUUGAAUACCUAUGCAACAUAAUUAUAGACCGACCAGCUGGUCUUGGGGGCACUGUUGGAUUUAAGGUUUCAACUAUAUGGGAGAAGCUGCGCAGGUUUGGUCUGGAGUACUGUGACUUGCCGACGAUGUUAUCAAACGUUGCAACUCUACUGAGGUUAUUGGCGUUAAACGUCGAUGGAAGAGGAAUACCUAUAGCGUCUGUGGUUCUGAUGAUAAUCGUUGUGAUCGUGUACCUCUACGUGUACGUGGUCUCCCUGGCAUGGUUCGUGUUGUGGCGCGAGACCGACGACCUGGUAGCGAUCAUGGUCAUCCUCUCAUUGGGCAUCGCAAGCAUCAUCUGCGUGGUUAAGCUCUUUUCUCUGCAUCUGAACAGCAACCGCGCAAAGGAGGCAUUUGUAGCAUACCUAGCAUUCGACAAGCGCAUAGACCGAGAUAGCCGAAUGUACCAGAAUCUUCUCAAGAACCUGCGGAUUGUGAAGCACCGAGCCAUCUUCGUCUGGACAAUGCUGGUCAGCAACGGCCUAAUCUAUGUGUUGCUGCCACACCUGCUGCCUGGAAAGCAUUUAAUGGAAGACUUGCAAGUUCUUUACGGACUAGAACCAAUGUUCGAAUCACCAAACUUCGAGAUAUCUCACAUUCUAGUGGGUACGGCCGUGAUGUUCCUGGCUUACGUUGCUGGGACCGUCGGCUGCCUCCUCGUCGUCGUCACAGGCUACAUAGAAGCACAAAUGACAGCCCUGAGCCAUGAGCUACUCCAUCUCUGGGCCGACGCCCAAUCAUUGACCUUCGGAGACGUUCAGAAUCAAAAGAAACUAAAAAAUCAAUAUAUUAAACAACAGCUAGAAUUCAUCAUCCAAGCGCACGCAGCCAACUUAGCCCUAUUACGACUAACUAAACACAUUUUUAGCAACUCCAUCGCCAUCGAGUUUUGCUUACUGGCUAUAUCUCUUAUAGUUGAAUUGCUGGGUGGAUUAGAGAAUACCUAUUUAGAGAUACCCUUCGCUUUAACCCAGGUCUCCAUGGAUUGUUUCACAGGACAGCGCCUCAUCGAUGCGAGUUUAACGUUUAAGGAAGCGGUGUAUUUUUGUAAGUGGGAGAAUUUCGAUGUAAAGAACAUGAAAAUUGUGUUGGUUAUUCUGCAGAAUUCGCAGACGAUGGCGCUUUCGGCGGGGGGCAUGGCGGAGCUUCGAUACACAAGUCUUAUGACAGUGUUUAGGGCUAUAUAUUCGGCAUACGCGGCGCUGCGCUCUACAUUGUAGGCUCAGAG